Nelumbo nucifera (sacred lotus) is the source of this 5063-nucleotide messenger RNA. Lineage: Eukaryota; Viridiplantae; Streptophyta; Magnoliopsida; Proteales; Nelumbonaceae. The record is from RefSeq and is a predicted model, not a curated record.
GUAAUUCUGGCAUUUUCAGUGUUGAUUGCCAUCAAGAUGGUCAAAGAGGAAACUUGGGAGGCUUUCAUUGCUGAUACACUGUUAUUUGCAAAGUGAUAUUUAUUUCAACUCAACAACCAGCUUAUCAGGGACUAGGAAAUCCAUGCAUUUGACAAGAAAGACAUGGAGAAAUACUUGAAUUAUAGUGGAGACUUGGUUUUUGCUGAUAAAGAGUUGCAUCACCAUGUUAGUUCCACAUUUAUUUUCUUAUAAGCCAUGCUACAUGUUUAACUUAUGUGAUCUUCUUGCCUAUUCAUCUCUACCAUCUAUUCUAAGUCGGGUAUCAUUGAAAUUCCUUUUUAACUAUGGUUGAGCAGAUUGGAAUGACCCAACUCCAAGUCUAAGUAUUCUUGUUUGUGUUGGAACCUCUAGUUAAAACUAUUUGAAACCUCUCCAAAUCAUGUUAUCAGUAUCCCUGCCACUAUAAUUAAUCAUGUGGAUCCCCAUAUUGACAUUGUGUUACUUGAUGGUAGUGAUGCAUCUAAAGUGACUCUUUUUUGCAAGUGAACUCUUAAAUAUCCAUUAGAAUGAUUUGUCUUCUUGAAGAUCAUGUAAACUGUUAAUAGUGGGCCUAAAUAAUGAGAGCCUAACUUUCAAAGUUAAGCAAGUAAAUUAAUUAUUUUGUUGUUCAUUAGAAUGUUUCUGUUCUGUGAUAGUCAACUUAAUGCUGAAUAUGACUAUAUGAGUCUGUGGACAUUGGUCAUAUACCAUAAUUUUAUUAUUUGGUGAUCAGGAGCCUGGGAAGCAGAGGCUCGUUAUCUUUUAAUAAUAAUAAAAUAAAAAAUGAGGUCCUUGCCACUCAUGCCACUGUUGUGCCGCUACCACCCUGAGUCUCCGGUGAGGUCCCUCCUCUGCUUCUUCUCCUCAGUUUGCUUUCUCUCUCCAGACAUGCCCCCUUUGGCUAGGAGAGCCCCCAUCUCUCAAUGUCAGUAAACUAACGGUUGUUGUGCUAUCACAGAAAGGGGAAGAGGAAGAGUCUACUGGACUAGAUUAACCUUAGGUAAGGUGCCUGUGAAUGCUCAGAACUGACCUCCUUUCUCUCUACUAUUAUCACUGGUCAAAAGUUACCUAUGGAUAGGAAGAUCUCCAUGAACAACCAACAUUCAAUCCUCCAAUCAAAGGGUAAUAGUUGGGGGAGAUAUGUUCAAGUGGCCUCUUGUAAAGGAUCAAACAAAAUUAGGGGCAUCUGCAUUCCAGAGGGUGUUAAGGGGCAAGGCUGGAGGUCCUUCUUGACAUCCCUUCUCGAGGUGGGACAACCCCCAGUCCCCCUUCUUCUCCCCUACAGUCUUCAGCUCUCCCAACCCCCUUAGGCAAACAGACUCAAGAAAGUUUUGAAUGAAGUGGUAGCCCCUACUUAGAGUGCCUUUGUUUAAGGGAGACAAAUUGGGGAUGGGGUUCUGGUUGAGAAUGCAGUGAUGGAAGAUAGAAGAAAGAGAAGCUUAUGUGGGGUAAUUUGCAAAAUAGAUCUUUAGAAAGCCUAUGACAAGGUAGACUGGAAUUGCCUUUGGAGAAUUUUGGAGCUUAAAGGUUUCGCGGAAGUUUGGAUCCAGUGGAUGAGAGGCUGCAUCAGUUCAGCUUGGUUCUCAAUCCUGGUUAAUGGUUCUUCAGUUGAUUACAUCAAGGUCUCUACAUGUUUAAGGCAAGGCUGCCUGCUCUCCCCUCUCCUUUUUACUUUGGUAGCAGACAUUCUGGAUGCUUUCAUGAAUAAAAGGCUAUAUAGAUUUUGAGCAUAUAAAAGGAUUUUCAGUGGGGCAUAAGAACAUCCAAAUUUCUCAUCUUCAAUAUGCAGAUGGUACCAUUUUCUUUAUUGAAGCAAAGAAAGAUUUUCUCUUAAAUUUGGAGAGGAUCUUGAAGUGUUUUGAAGGAGUAACAGGGCUGAAGACAAAUUUAGAGAAAAGUAGCAUCAUAGGCAUCAAUACCCCCCAACAAUUGAUGGCAGAUCUGAAGGAUGCUUUGGGAUGUAGGGUGUAAUCUCUUAUUCUCUCAUACCUGGGGGAAUCUGUGAUCUGCAAGUUUUUGGGACACUGUCAUUGAUAAAUGUGAGAGGCGGAUGGGUACCUGGAAGCGGAACUAUCUCUCCAAAGGUGGUAGACUAACUCUCAUCAAGGCUACACUCUCAAGCUUCCCUAUCUACUUUCUCUCACUUUUGAAAGUACCAGCUAAGAUUAGGAAUAGAUUGCAGAAAAUCCAAAGAGAUUUCCUAUGGGAGGGAGGAGGAGAGAAAGGUUGCCACUUAGUGAACUGGAAAACUGAUCGCAAGCCCAAAAAAGGUGGGCUAGGCUUGGGACACAUCUGGGAAAGAAAUCAGGCUCUCCUUGGGAAGUAACUUUGGAGGUUAAAGAUGGAACAAAACUCUCUGUGGGCCUCAGUCAUCCGCAGCAAAUAUGGUAGAAGUAGUUGGGGAUGGGGCAACUCUCUUCCUUUACCAACUCCUUCCUCUCGAAAUCCUUGGAGAGGUAUUAUAUAGUCCUUUGCUUCUUUUUCUCCCCUUCUUAGACUGAAAGUUGAACAUGGGAAUACCAUUAAAUUUCGGGCAAACCUUUGGUAGGGAAAUAAACCUCUCUGUGAUCCCCUUUCUUUUUAGGUUAGUGCGUGAUAAACAAGCUUUAAUUUCUGCAACCUUGAUAAGAGGAUCAGAGGGCCUCUUCUUCAAUUUCAACUUCUGUAGAGAGUUGCAAGACUCAGAAAUUCCUGUAAUUACUUCCUUACUCUCAAUGCUCUCAGAAGUUUUCAUCUCUCCCUCCACUGAGGAAAAGCUCAUCUGGUCAUUAACCCCACAUGGUUCCUUUACUAUUCUUUCUUUCUUUCACCAUCUAACUUCCAACCCAACCACCUCUCCUUUUCCGGGCAAAAAGGUUUGGCUACUGACAGUCCCUCCUAGAAUUUCCUUCAUGGUUUGUGAGGCUUCUUGUGCAAAGCUGAAUACCUGUGACAACCUCCAAAAGAAGUUUCAAGGAAAACUCUACAUCUCUCCAUCUAUUUGUCUGAUGUGCUAUAAUGAUGGGGAAUCUGUUAGUCAUCUUUUUAUCAAUUGCAUUGUGGCCAGAAGUCUUUGGCAGUUUUUUCUUGACUCUUUAGCAAGGGGCUGGACUCCCCAGUAUUCUGUUAUAGAGUUUAUCAACUCUUGGCAAGGGAUCAAGAUUAAUUUGGACAAGAGAGGAAGUUGCUUCUGGAAAGUAAUUAUCCAUGCUGUCAUGUGGAACAUCUGGGAGGAAAGAAAUAGGAGAUUAUUCAAUGAGAACUACUCCUCCUUGGAGACUCUUAGAGAUCGUACCCUAGCUAAUAUCAACAGCUGGAUGAUGAAUAGUAAAGUUUUUGAGGGUAUCAAACGGAGUAAACUGCAAAGGAAUUGGAUGGCUCUAUUGUCAACCACUCCCUUUCACCCUCAGCCCUUAUUUAAAAUCAACCCAACACAAGAUUGUGAGUACAUUCUGAACUUUGAUGGUAACUUUAGGAGAGCUAUGGAGGGUAGCUCAGACGCAGGGAUAGGAGGUUUGGUUCAUGGAUCAAACGGAGAAUUGAUCUGGGCCUAUAGUGGUCAUUUAAAGGCUGUUGAUGCAUCGGAAGCAGAGUCUAGGGCCCUCCUUGAAGGCCUCAGAAUUGCCAAGUCGCAACAGCUUAGUUUCAUUGCAGUGGAAAGAGAUUCGAGGAAUUUUAUGAACUGGGCUUCUUGAUAGACUCUUGACCUUUGGAUGCUUUCCCACCUGCUGUUAGAAAUCAGGGAUGCUUUCCCACCUGCUGUUAGUUUCAUUGCAGUUUUAAAUGCAUUCCUAGAGAGUUAAAUCAAGUGGUUGAUAGUCUUGCUCUUGCUAAAUCUGGACUGGGAAGGGACUUUUUGUAUAGUGCACAUACAGUACCAAAUUAUUAGUGGGCUGUCUUUUGUUUUUGUUUUGCUGACAAGGCCUUGUACAUCCCUCCCUUGUUUAAUGAAAUCAGUUAUUUUUUUCUCAAAAAAAUAAAAAUAAAAAUAAAAAAUUAGGACAUCAAAUUAAAUGGUGUUGCUCUAUUGAUUUCAUGAAUCUAGAUACAGGUGAUUGAAUUUCUAUCAGUAAGAUAUGUAUUAUUUGCCAAGUUGUUGGCAUGACCUAGUUGUAGUUGUAAGGGGAUACUUUAGAUCUUCCCAAUCUUAAGAGUGCGCACAAGAAAAAGGAGGCCUAUGGGUUGGCAAAUGAACAAGGUAUUUUUUAUUGAUAACAGAUCGAGCCAAAUCUAUCAAAUAAUGAAAAGGCAAACCCAAAGAUGAAUUGCCAUUAGAGAACUGAGGUACUGGUAUAAAACCAUUAACUUCUCCUUCCCAAGCAAUAAAGAAAGACCAUUGCACUCUCAAGCACUUACAGUAAUGUGGCCUCAGCUGCAGUAUCUGGCCCCAGUAAAACUCUUUCUUCUUAGGCCCUUCAGCUAGGCUGCUAGAGUAUUAACUUGUCUUUGGGCCCAAAUGAAAGAGAUAUUUACUCUUCAGGGUAGUGGCUGAGUCUCCUUAAAGUUUUUCUGCCUUUCAUAUCCUUUUUACCUCUGAUUGGGCAUCCCCCUCCACUUCUAAUAUAUAUGCUGACUGUAGCCCCUCAAGGAGCCUUCUAAUUCAUUGAUGUUCUUUGUUCAAUCAUGAGGUCACAGGAUCACAACAUACUUAUGUGAGAAAAUAAAUUUAUUGAAUUUGUAUGCUGUCACAUGGUAAACGGAUUUCUAGUACUCAACCAUAAAUAAUUUCCUCAACUUGCUCUGCUCUUUGGAGAAUAUUUUGGAAUCAUUUUUACUGUUAUGACACUUCAAACUCUUGGGUUAUAAUCACCCAGGCAUGGAAAUAUUUUAUAGAUACAGGCAUGGAUGAGUUAUCAUUCUUACUUGAGAAUUUUGUCCUUGCUAGUGUGUUACAAGGAACUAUAAAUUUCUAUUCUCUAGAUGUCCUGGCAUCAUAUUUCUUUGAUCGUCAAUAGCUAGGACACCACUCAUCACUUAAGUCAUUAUGCUGACAAAUGUGAAUACAACUUAACUAAUAAAUAUGGUAUGCUCUCUUCGAUAUCUAU